This is a messenger RNA of Acanthamoeba castellanii str. Neff, 858 nucleotides long. Its product is annotated as R3H domain containing protein. Gene Ontology annotation, molecular function: nucleic acid binding. The transcript has 8 exons. The record is from RefSeq and is a predicted model, not a curated record. Lineage: Eukaryota; Discosea; Longamoebia; Acanthamoebidae. The coding region runs from base 1 to 858 and encodes 285 amino acids.
AUGACCCGCACCCUACCCUAUCCCUCACCUCUUCCGCUCCCCCGCUUCAACCAAAGGCUGCAGAAGGCGGGCGGAGGAAAAUGGGCCAGCCGGGAUGAACAGCGGGGAUCGCCCUACCAGCGAGGCAACAAAAACAACAACAAGAAGUGGAAGACGCCGGAAAAGGGCGGAAAGGGGCGGUACACCAAGAAGGGCAAGUGGUACGAUCAGGAGUUCAACGAGGAGACCAUCACCGAUGAAGAGGAACUGCCCUACAUUGAUCGCACGCCGCUCAAGGGCCAGCCGCGCACCCCGAACGGCAUGGUCACCGUCCACUCUAUCAACGAAUCCAUCCGCAACUUCAUCGCUAACGAUGACAAGGAAUGGCUUGAACUUCCGCCGAUGAACAAGAAGCAGCGCGUGAUGGUCCACCAGCUCUCCCAGCUGUAUCACCUCCAGAGCAAGAGCUAUGGGAUGGGACGUCACCGGUUCCCCACCCUCGUCAAGACGGUCUAUUCCUGCUAUCCUCCUCAAGCCGAGCUGCUUGAAUUCCUCAAUCGCGCUGCCAAGAUUAAGGCCGCCAACGGCGCACCAGCGCCGAAGAAGAAGCUCUCGAAGGAGGAGAACAAGCAACUGCGGAAGCUGAAGAACAUGAGAAAGCGCGACGGCGGCAAGGAAACCUUUGUGUCAACCAAGCGCGAGAUGGACGGCAAGGUGGUGGGCGAGGGCGCCGUUCCCCUGGGUCAGGAGACCAUCGGCGCGCGUCUCCUUCUCUCCAUGGGCUGGAGUGGAGGCGGCCUCGUUGGCACCAACGGAGAGGGCAUCGCGGAGCCGCUCAUGGCCAUCGUGAAGAACAACCGGAAGGGCCUGGGCUUCUGA